Molecule: messenger RNA, 6347 nt
Organism: Oncorhynchus tshawytscha (Chinook salmon)
Lineage: Eukaryota; Metazoa; Chordata; Actinopteri; Salmoniformes; Salmonidae
Product: ankyrin repeat and IBR domain-containing protein 1-like
Exons: 21
Coding region: 264-4583 (1439 amino acids)
Biological process (GO): ubiquitin-dependent protein catabolic process; positive regulation of proteasomal ubiquitin-dependent protein catabolic process; protein polyubiquitination
Cellular component (GO): cytoplasm; ubiquitin ligase complex
Molecular function (GO): ubiquitin protein ligase activity; ubiquitin conjugating enzyme binding; zinc ion binding
Source: RefSeq, a predicted model, not a curated record
CUGCUCAUGCGUAUGAUGCCUUUUCCUGCCAGCAACAACAGAAACAGCAGCAUCUCGCAUCAUCACUGAGAAGAACUGAGAUUGGAGAGAGAAAGAAAGAAGGAGAUGAUGGUGGGGAGUCGAGAAGGAAAAUUAUGAAAUAACGGGUGAGGGUGUGGGCCAUGUCUGAGCUGUGAGUAGUGGCGGAGAGGAAGAGGAGGUGUAGGAGAGGAAGAGGAGGUGAGGACUGAAUAGCGGAGUGCGACGCCCCCUGUAGGGCAGUGAUGGGGAACACAGCCACUAAGUUCCGGAAGGCUCUAGUCAGCGGGGACGAGGCGUUGGCAUGGCAACUGUACGAGGGCAACAGCCAGUUCAGAGAGGGGCUGGACCCCAACGCGUCCUAUGGAGAGACCUACCAACACAACACACCCCUCCACUACACCUGCAGGCACGCCAUGACACGCCUGCUCAGGUCGUUCCUUUUCAGUAAAGAAGGGAACCCUAACAAGCGGAACGUGCAGAAUGAGACAUGUCUGCAUGCGUUGUGUCAGGGAGCGCACAUCCUGCUGCUGCCAGAGGGGGCACUGUCUCCCAGACUGGCCAGACCACAGAGAGACGAACAACGCAGGGCAGACUGCCUACAGAUGAUCCUGAGCUGGACCGGGGCUAGGCUGGACAGAGGACAGUAUGAAAGGGUUAACAUUAAUGCUACAGACAACAGGAACAGCACCUGUCUACACUACGCUGCUGCUGCUGGCAUGAAGAGCUGUGUAGAGCUCCUGGUCCAGGCUGGGUCAGACCUGUUUGUGGAGGAUGAGGAGAAGUUAACCCCGUGUGACCACGCAGAGAGACAGCAGCACACACACCUGGCCCUGCGCCUCGAAGCCAUGAUGGUGUUCUCACAACACACACACACCGAGACACAGACACCCAGCAGCACGCUGCGCCAUAAAGAGCCCUAUGAGGGUUUGAAGCUGCAGGACUUGAGGAGACUGAAGGACAUGUUGAUAGUGGAGACAGCUGACAUGCUGCAGGCUCCUCUCUUCACCGCUGAGGCACUGCUCAGAGCACACGACUGGGACAGAGAGAAGCUUUUGGAAGCCUGGAUGAGUGAUUCUGAGGAGUGCUGCCAGCGGUCUGGGGUCUUGAUGCCCACACCCCCGCCCAGCGGGUGCAAUGCUUGGGACACCCUGCCUUCCCCGCGCACCCCUCGCUCCCCCCUCACCCUAACCCUCACAUCCCUCACUGACAGCUGCCUCACCCCAGGGGAGGAGGGAGGGACUACGUGUGGGAUCUGCCUGUGUUCCAUCUCAGUGUUUGAAGACCCAAUAGACAUGUCCUGUGGUCAUGAGUUCUGCCGAGCCUGCUGGGAAGGGUUUCUGAAUGUGAAGAUCCAGGAGGGUGAGGCUCAUAACAUCUUCUGUCCUGCCUGUGACUGUUACCAGCUGGUGCCUGUUCAGGUUAUAGAGAGUGUUGUCUCCAGAGAGAUGGACAAACGAUACCUGCAGUUCGACAUCAAGGCGUUCGUGGAGAACAACCCAUCUAUCCGGUGGUGCCCGGCAGUGCGGUGUGAGAGAGCGGUCAGACUGACCAGACCUGGUCCGGGGGUCAACCACCUGGGGUUCCCCCUGCUGCCCUCCCCUGCAGUCGACUGUGGCAAGGGUCACCUCUUCUGCUGGGAGUGUCUAGGUGAGGCCCAUGAGCCAUGCGACUGUCAGACAUGGAGGAUGUGGCUGCAGAAAGUCUCAGAGAUGAAGCCAGAAGAGUUGGCAGGUGUAUCGGAGUCGUAUGAGGAUGCAGCUAACUGUCUGUGGUUGUUAACCAACUCUAAACCCUGUGCCAACUGCAAGUCUCCCAUACAGAAGAAUGAGGGCUGCAACCACAUGCAGUGUGCCAAGUGUAAAUAUGACUUCUGCUGGAUCUGUCUGGAAGAGUGGAAGAAACACAGCUCUUCAACUGGAGGAUACUACCGCUGUACACGCUAUGAGGUCAUCACACAGCUAGAGGAGCAGUCCAAAGAGAUGACUGGAGAGGCGGAAAAGAAGCACAAGAGUUUUCAGGAGUUGGACCGCUUCAUGCACUACUACAGCCGCUAUAAGAACCAUGAACACAGCUAUAAGUUAGAACAGAGACUAUUGAAAACAGCCAAAGAGAAGAUGGAACAGCUGAGUAGAGCCUUCAUUGGAUGUGAGGGCUCCCCCCCAGACACCAGAUUUAUAGAGGACGGUGUGUGUGAGUUGUUGAAGACACGUCGUGUGUUGAAGUGUUCCUACCCCUACGGAUUCUUCCUCCAGCCUCACAGCACACAGAAGGAGAUAUUUGAACUCAUGCAGACUGAUCUGGAGAUGGCGGUGGAGGACUUGGCUCAGAAGGUGAACCGUCCCUACCUGCGUACGCCGUGUCAUAAGAUAGUCAGUGCUGCCUGUCUGGUACAGCAGAAGAGAGAGGAGUUCCUGGCUUCGGUGGCUAGAGGGGUGGCCCCUAACGACUCACCUGAAGUACCUAGGAGGAGUUUCCCUGCUGGAUCAUGGGACUGGGAGUACCUGGGAUUCACCUCUCCUGAGGAGUAUGCUGAUUUCCAGUACCGGCGGAGACACCGGCCGCGUCGUAGAGGAGACAUGCCGAGUUUACACAGUCUGAGGAGCAACAGCAGUACUCCUGAGCCCAACCAGAACCCUGAGAAUACAGAGGUCCUCCAGGAGAGAGUUGAGGGGCGGAGACAGCCUCUGAGGUCACUGGAUGAAGAUGACCCCAACAUUCUACUGGCCAUCCAACUGUCACUACAGGACUCACGGAGGGAGAGAGAAAUGGAUAGAGGGAUGGGAGGAGGACUGGAAAGAGGCUCUGGUGUGAUUGAGGGCCCAGGGCUUGGGUCUGGACAGGGUCUGGAUAUAGGGCCAGUAAUGGGUCCAGGGGUGGGGAGCCUCAGUGAGACUCAGGACCCCUCCAGUGUGGGUGGUUCUCUGGGGGCCAGUGGCUCCUCUAACCUCCCUAGACCAGACCCUAACCAGUCGCUAAAUGCUGAGCUGUUAGAGCUAGGAGAAAGUCUGAUGAGACUGGGACAAAUAACUACUCCAUAUACCCUAGACAACACUAAUAUCCCUACGCCAUAUAGCUUAGAUCACACCUACGACCACUACAACCCUUCCCCCAGGUACAGUCAGAGUCAGGACCUUAGCUACACAUCUUAUACAACUGACCACAGCUAUGCUGUUCUGGAACCUGACCUCAGCACACCUUAUACACAUGGCUACAGUCACACCUGUGAUCAUAACCAGGACCACACCACUAUCAACAUUCCCUUCACUCCAGAACACGACCAUAAUUGUGGUCAAAACCAAAACCGUGGCCAUCCUACUAUCAAUGCCUUCUACAGUUCUGUUCACUGCCAACCCAGCCUCUACACUAAAUCAUCUCCUUCUCACACAGACCUUACAGCAUCAUCUAGCCCUAAACACACAAGCCUUUACCCCUCAGACCCAGAGCCAUAUGCUAUGUUCAGCCUUUCCCAUAACCCUGAACCAGACCAAACCAUCUCUUGCACCCAGGACACACAUCCUGACCAGAACCACCACCAUUGCUGCCACUCCAGCCACUACACCCCUAACCCAGACCCUUACACCCCUAACCCAGACCAUUACACCCCUAACACAGACCCUUACACCCCUAACCCAGACCCUUACACCCCUAACCCAGACCCUUACACCCCUAACCCAGACCAUUACACCCCUAAUCCAGACCCUUACACCCCUAACCCAGACCCUUACACCCCUAACCCAGACCCUUACACCCCUAACCCAGACUCUUACACCCCUAACCCAGACUCUUACACCCCUAACCCAGACCAUUACAACCCUAACCCAGACCCUUACAACCCUAACCUGGACCCUUACACCCCUAACCCAGACUACACCUCGAAUCCUGACCCAUGCCGCACUUCUUCAGACCCCCACGGCCUCCUGCUCCCCUCCCCAGACCCAGAACUCCUCUCCCCAGUGGUCCCUCCAGGUGGUCCCUUCACCCCCAGUGACCCGGGCUGCCUGGAGCGCCUGGACCCCUCAGCUGAAGCCCUGCUCCUGGACAACAUCAUGGCCUGGAUCCAACACACACACCCCCAGGACAGCCCCCAGAACAUCGACCUCAUCCCCUCAGCUAGCUCCGAGACUGGCUCACCCCCGGAGAAAUACUCACCUCCGGACACAGAGACAGACUCACCCACUGUUUCACUCCAAGAUGGUGGGGACCCAAAGAGUGAUUCCCCUCCUGACGCCCAGGCCAGUUUCAGCGGGGAGGCCCUAGCCGAGCUACGGCAGGGAGAGGCGAGUAGGGGACAGGCUGGCUCCCCCGGCCCUGGAGACAGCCUGGAGGUUAAAAGACCCAGCACUCUGGAUCUGGAGUGUUGUGAGGGUGAGGAGUGUGUGGAGUGUGUAGUCACAGGGUUUGUGUCGGACCUGUCGCAGGACGCAAUGGACACACACAUACACUCACACACACACUGUGGAGAUGACAACCUCACUCCUACCAAGACAGACUCAAGCCCCACCGCCUGGGUAGUGGAGGACCAAUCACGCGCGGAGUGGGAAGAGCAAGUUCACCUGGUGUGAUAACAGACAGACAGAUGACAGAGAGCAGGAGGAAGAGAAGAGGAGAGUGCGAGCGAGGUAAUGAUAAGCAGCAGUGACAGAGAUGAGGGAGAGAAAAGAGAGGAAGAGAGAGUGAUUAAUAGCAUUAUCAGAGAAAGCUUAGGAAAGAUUUGGGGAUGAAAAGCACUUAGAGGAAAGAACAGGAGAAAAGUCUGACAUUGAACAUGGGGUGUCCACUUGAUUUAGCUUGCUGGGCACCGAAAGCUAAUUAGUAUAUUUGACCAAGUUCUGGUCAGGUCAUGUGACCCAGGUCUGGUCAGGUCAUGUGACCUAGGUCUGAUCAGGUCAUGUGACCCAGAUCUGGUCAGGUCAUGUGACCCAGGUCUGGUCAGGUCAUGUGACCCAGAUCUGAUCAGGUCAUGCAGUGACCAGAGUUGAUCAGAGCAGAUGAGAUGUGUUUAAAUACAAUCAAAUAUGAGUGACUUUAGUGAUUUUAUCGUCCAUAUCCAUUCCACUACUGAUGGACUGACUGUAUGUGGUCUCCUCAGCCUAAGACCAGGGCGAGUUGUUUUACUGUUUAUUCAACCUUUAUUUAUCCAGAUCAAAACUCCAUGACAGAGAGAGAGAGAGGGACCGUGACAUGGCUACUCUUUAGAAACAGUCCACGGCUGAGUUGAUCAGUGUGCCUCAUUUUUAUUGAGAAUCCCCUUUUUAUCAUAUGGAACCUCAAGCAACGUGCAAAGAAUAGUAUGACUAUUAUUACUACUAUAGGGUUGUUUUGUUUUUGACAUGGUUUCCUUUCCUCUUGAGAUAAGAUGUGUUUUUAGAAGCAGCUGUGGUCUGUGGUCAUACGUAUCAAGCGUCUCAGAGUAGUGGUGCUGAUCUAGGACCAGGUCCUCCCUGUCUAUUUAAUCUUAUUCAUUAUGAUCUAAAAGGCUCAAUUGAUCCUAGAUCAGCACUUCUACUCUCCCAGGUCUUUGACUAGGUACAGGACAGGAAGCUGUUAUUUUUCUUGUGUUGGUGUUAUAGAGAUGGUUAGCACUGGUAGGAUGAUUAUAAUAUAGUCAACUUUAUAGAGAUGAAUCUGCAGUCUACAAGAGUUUAUAAUAUAAUUUCUAAAAUCAUAUUUAUCAUAUUUAAUUGUAAUAAGCUGCUUAAAAAAGUAGUCAUUGGAUAUAGAAUAACAUUUAGAAACGCAACCAUGGUUUAACUUAACUGUUGGGUGUAGUGUGCAACCAUCUGGAGUAGUGCACUAGUUUAUAGUAGGGUGCGAUGUGACGUGCGCUGAUCAUACAAAACAUGAAAUGGAACACUGAAGUCUGGAUUUGGAGUGUAUUUUUUUGUACAACACCACUGUUUUAAGUUAAGAUAAUUGUUUAUUUAGUCCAAUUUUAUUCACACUAAGGUUUUUAUUAGAUUUUUUUUUGUUUUCUUUGUUUUGUAUUUUCUUGGUACUUAAUUGAAAGUUUCAAGGCCAGUGGCUGUGUCAUAGUUUGUAACCCAGGCAUCUGAUUUUUAUAUUACUGUACCCUGGCAACCAUAAACCUUGUUGUUAUUUGCACUUUCAUAGGUGAUACUUGAUACAUUCCCAGUCCAUAUGAAAGACAGUGACGUUCGAUGUGUGGCCAAGGAGUGAAAGUAUUAGUAAAACGUUUACUCUCAAUAAAAAAAAAGAUUUAAAAAAAACACAUUUCUUUCAAUUUACUUUUCUUUCAAUGAUAUUAACUACAUAUUUUGUCACUAUAGAAUUCUUGCGUCAUGAUACAAUAAAAAGGCUUUCAACAA